CCCAGCCGUGCUGAACUUACUGCCCGUCCCACACACCUGGCAGCACCACCAGCAUGGAGGCUAGAGGGAAGGGGGCCGGCAGCCCCAAGCCCGACACCAAGGCGCCCCAGGCCACUGCUGAGGCCAAGGCUGCCCCGGCCGGUGACAGCAAGGCCACUUCCAGCAAGCCCAUUAAGAAGGAGGGGCAGGUCGAGAAGCAGGGGCCGCCCACCCCUGCCUCAGCGGCCACCACCAAGAAAGCCCCAGCCAAGGCCGACCCUGCUCUUCUGAACAACCACAGCAACCUGAAGCCUACCCCUGUGGCCCCUGGCAGCCCCGAGCCAGCCCCAGAGCCCAAGGGCCCUGCAGAUGGGGCCGAAGAAGAGCCAGCGGCCAGCGCCUCGGGGGGCCGGGCCUGGGCCUUGGAGAACUUGACUCCCCUGCUGGUGGCGGGGGGUGUGGCUGUGGCAGCCGUGGCCCUGACCCUGGGAGUGGCUUUUCUGGCCCGGAAGAAAUGAUGCCACUUUCUGUACAGAGCUGGAGCGUAAUGCAUGCAGAGCUGACCGCCACACGCACACACGCGUGCGUGCGCACACGCCCCAGCACGCCCCUCCCAGGCUGCAGGGAGCCCAGUGUGUGUCCAGCCUGGGCACUGGAGGUGGGCUGGCCUGGUCAGGGCCCAGGACAUUAAAGGGUGUGGCUGUCCCAGUGGUCCCGCUCCUGCUCUGUCUCCAGCAAGCCCGCCCCGCAGCGCACACCCCUCGCUCCUGCUCCCCGCCUGCUUCUUGCCCCUUGUCUCACAAGCGUAUACAUGCAAUAAUUCUGGUAGCGUAGGAUCGCUUGGCUGGCAACCGGCACCCAUGCCCACAGCCCCUUCCAGCCUGCAGGGGGACCUUGCCCAGCCCCUAGGCACACGUGGUCCCAGCCUGGGCCUGGAUGCUGAGGGAGGGGCUGUCCACACCUGUCUGGUGCCCAUGGAAACGUGCCCAAGGGGA
Messenger RNA from Ochotona curzoniae (black-lipped pika), 974 nucleotides. It is a transcript of the gene CEND1, whose product is annotated as cell cycle exit and neuronal differentiation 1. Bases 54 to 497 code for a protein of 147 amino acids. Lineage: Eukaryota; Metazoa; Chordata; Mammalia; Lagomorpha; Ochotonidae. The record is from RefSeq and is a predicted model, not a curated record. The transcript has a single exon. Gene Ontology annotation, biological process: cerebellum development; cerebellar Purkinje cell differentiation; cerebellar granular layer maturation.